GUUGGUCAGUGGUCUACUCACGGAACAGCGAUCCCUUUUUUCACGUAAAAUUUAUUAUUCAAUUCUUCAUUCAAGAGUUUCAUUUAUUUUCCGCAUUAGACCUGCAGCCUUUUUUAAGAAAAAUAAUUCGAUCCAUUUUUUAUAAACCGUUUUGAUUUCCUUAACAUUUAUACAAAUGGAUCUUAACGACCUUAUUGAUGAAGUUGAAAUUGAAGGUAAUCUACAAAACAUAAUCGCGCAAGAAAGUUUGAAAUGGAUUUUCGUAGGUGGUAAAGGAGGUGUUGGUAAAACUACUGUCAGUUGUGGUUUGGCCAUUCAAUUAGCUAAAGUCCGUGAAACAGUACUACUAUUAUCAACUGAUCCAGCACACAACAUAUCUGAUGCUUUUGGACAACGAUUCACCAAAGUACCUACUAAAGUUGAAGGUUUGGACAAUUUAUUUGCCAUGGAAGUUGACCCUGAUACUCAUGGUGAAAGCGAAACUUUAUUUGGACCUGAUAAUGGAUCUGAAACAAUAAGGCUAGGUAACAGUAUUAUGAAAACCAUUGUAUCAGCAUUUCCAGGUAUUGAUGAGUCAAUGAGUUAUGCUCAAAUAAUGAAGUUGGUCAAGAGUAUGGAUUUUUCGGUGGUUGUAUUUGACACAGCUCCUACAGGACAUACUCUAAGACUGCUAACAUUCCCUUUGAUGAUGGAAAAAGCCUUAGGAAAAAUUUUGGAAUUUAAAGAAAGAAUGAGUCCUUACCUAAAUCGAUUAAGUAUGCUUUUGGGACCUGGUAUUAAUCUAGAUGAUAUUGCUCAAAAAAUUGAAGAAUUGUUGGAUACCAUUAAAACUGUUAAUCAACAAUUCAAAAAUCGAGAUAAAACCACAUUUAUUGGUGUAUGCAUUGCUGAAUUUUUGUCAUUGUAUGAAACGGAAAGGCUUUUCCAAGAAUUAUACAAACUUGGAAUUGACACCCAUAAUAUUGUUGUUAAUCAAUUAUGCACGACCAAUGGAGUUUCGAAUCCCAAAUGUAAAAUGUGUUGUGGAAGAAAGAAAUUACAGUGCACCUAUUUAACACAAAUACAUGAUCUGUAUUUUGAUAUCCAUGUUACUAAAGUUCCAUUGUUAGAAAAGGAAGUAAGAGGUGUUACUGAUUUAACAGAGUUUUCCAACUAUUUAAUGUGCCCAAAUUAUCUUUUCCGUAAUACCGAUUAA
Myzus persicae (green peach aphid) is the source of this 1195-nucleotide messenger RNA. Its product is annotated as ATPase ASNA1 homolog. Gene Ontology annotation, molecular function: ATP binding; ATP hydrolysis activity. NCBI's taxonomy places the organism in Eukaryota, Metazoa, Arthropoda, Insecta, Hemiptera, Aphididae. The record is from RefSeq and is a predicted model, not a curated record. The transcript has 6 exons. Bases 176 to 1195 code for a protein of 339 amino acids. Gene Ontology annotation, cellular component: GET complex. Gene Ontology annotation, biological process: post-translational protein targeting to endoplasmic reticulum membrane.